Molecule: messenger RNA, 995 nt
Organism: Ceratitis capitata (Mediterranean fruit fly)
Lineage: Eukaryota; Metazoa; Arthropoda; Insecta; Diptera; Tephritidae
Product: odorant receptor 85b-like
Exons: 5
Coding region: 1-981 (326 amino acids)
Biological process (GO): sensory perception of smell; detection of chemical stimulus involved in sensory perception of smell
Cellular component (GO): plasma membrane
Molecular function (GO): olfactory receptor activity; odorant binding
Source: RefSeq, a predicted model, not a curated record
AUGCAUAGACUUCUGUGUAAAUUCGAGCAAGUAGCGAUGCGUGUAUUUCCAUCAGACGUCCGACGAGGACAAAUUGGUUCUAUCGAAUUUAAUAUUUGGUUAUCACAAAUGACCGGAGUUCCAUUACCGCCGUCAUUCGUGCCGUUACGACGUCGCUUUCGUCAGAUUUUCGAUCGUGCUGAGGUGGAAAAUAAACUUUUUCUAGUAAUCUACGCGACCGUGAUCGGUUUCACUGGUUUUACAGCGAUGAUAUUGGUUUUUAUAAAUCCCGAUAUGGCUGGAAAAAUAUUUCCUUAUCGCGUUGCAUUACCCGCAUGGUUACCCUUACCCGUACGGGUUGCAUAUAUCGGUACUACCGAUUUUAUGUUCGCUGUACAAAUUGUGACCGUUGAUUAUUUAAACAUUGGCAUGAUGAAUUUAUUGCGCUGUCAUUUGAAUGUCAUGAAGUCAUCAUUUGAUGAAUUGAAUUUCAAUGUAAAAUGUAUGAAAAGUGAUAUAAAACGCAUUAGGGAUCCUAAUGAACGAUUAGCAGAUAUUGUACGGCAUCAUUGUGUAUUAAAGUCUGUUCGCGAUGAUGUGGAGCAGAUUUUUCGUCUACCCGUUUUGUUGCAAUUCUUCACUUCAUUGGUUAUCUCUGCAGUCACCGGUUUUCAGGCCACGAUAUACUCUAGCAAUUUUAAAAGCGAGCUGAUCAUCUAUUUCUAUUGUUUCUGCAUCUUUACACAACUUUUCGGCUACUGUUGGUUUGGUAAUGAGGUUAAUGAGCAGAAUAAAACACUCGCGGCACGAGGUUACAGCUCUUCUUGGUAUUAUUUCGAUAAUCGUUUUCGAAAAUCACUUGCGAUUUUCCUCGUUAAUGCUCAGCAACCUUUUGAUUUUACUGGCGGUGGUUUUGUGGCGCUAUCAUUGCCCAGUUUUACGGGUAUAAUGAGUAAGGCCUACAGUUUUAUUGCAGUUUUGCGUCAAAUGUAUGAUCGUUGAGUGAUUGCUUGGAU